This is a messenger RNA of Staurois parvus, 443 nucleotides long. The record is from the annotation of a GenBank genome assembly. NCBI's taxonomy places the organism in Eukaryota, Metazoa, Chordata, Amphibia, Anura, Ranidae.
AAUGAAGAUCAAGCGCCCUCGUGUGGUGAAGAUGUGGUCCAGCAGGGGACAUGUACACUGAUCAUCAGGGCACUGAUGAUCAGUGUGCCCUGAUGAUCAGUGUGGCCCCAGAAGUGCCACCUGUCAGUGUCCAUCAGUGCCAGCUGCCAGUGCUGAACAGUGCCACAUGCCAGUGCCACAUCAAUGCCACAUAUCAGUGCCUACCAGUGCACAUCAAUGCCACAUAUCAGUGCCUAUCUGAGCUGCCUUUCAGUGUCACCCAUCAAUGCCAAUCAGUGCCACCUAUCAGUGCUGCCAAUCAGUGCCACCUAUCAGUGCCAGUCAGUGCCGCCUAUCAGUGCCAGUCAGUGCCACCUAACAGUGCCAGUCAGUGCCGCCUAUCAGUGCCAUAUAUCAGUGCUGCCUUUCAGUGCCCAUCAGUGAUGCCUGUCAAUGUCCAUCAG